AUAGCAGACAAAAAGAAAAAGUGAAGAUGAUCUAUUUAGUGGCAGUGAUGCUAAUUCUUGCAUCAUUGGACCAAGCAAAAUCAGAACCCAAGGUGAGCGGCUGGGAUGACGAAGACUGGAUAGCUGCAGACAUAAUCACCAACAAUUACGGAAGUGAUGAUUUUUACAAUCAAACUGGAAAUGUAGAUAGUGCGGUAGUACAAUUUAAAACUGAUAGCGUUUUGGGGACCAAAGAUUGGAUAACUGUUCACUUUUUGAACAAGGAUGAUGAAGAAACCGGACAGUUAGAUCUUUCAUUUUAUGAAAUGAUGUUCAUAAAGACUUACGGCUGCGUGCAGAACGCAGAAUUCUCCGCCACCUUACCGAGUGAAAAUGAAAAGAUCUGGACCGUUUCUUUUAACGACGAACUAAGGCUAACAAUAGAUGUCAAUGGGGUCAUCGUUUACAACUUUUUGAUGUCAGAAUGUACAACAGACUGGUGGAAUGAAGUGUGGAUAAAAGGCACAGUAUCCAUAACAAUUACAUCACCAGAUUCCAAGGAUAUAGUACUGGACGGUUACAGGGCAAAACCCAAGGUGAGCGGCUGGGAUGACGAAGACUGGAUAGCUGCAGACAUAAUCACCAACAAUUACGGAAGUGAUGAUUUUUACAAUCAAACUGGAAAUGUAGAUAGUGCGGUAGUACAAUUUAAAACUGAUAGCGUUUUGGGGACCAAAGAUUGGAUAACUGUUCACUUUUUGAACAAGGAUGAUGAAGAAACCGGACAGUUAGAUCUUUCAUUUUAUGAAAUGAUGUUCAUAAAGACUUACGGCUGCGUGCAGAACGCAGAAUUCUCCGCCACCUUACCGAGUGAAAAUGAAAAGAUCUGGACCGUUUCUUUUAACGACGAACUAAGGCUAACAAUAGAUGUCAAUGGGGUCAUCGUUUACAACUUUUUGAUGUCAGAAUGUACAACAGACUGGUGGAAUGAAGUGUGGAUAAAAGGCACAGUAUCCAUAACAAUUACAUCACCAGAUUCCAAGGAUAUAGUACUGGACGGUUACAGGGCUUUCCCAAAAGAUGACUAAAGUACCUAAAGAUCACAGAAUUCAUUUACAUAGCUAAAGUGGAUCACAGAAAACUGCAGAGAACAAGAUGGAACAUUAUAUCAGUGCUGCAGGUUUGGUCACCUUAAAAUCAGCUACUAAUGUUACGGAGGUCUCCUGAAAAGUGCCAUUAGAAAAGCUGCUUAUAGAAACAAACGCCAGACACUCGUCACUCCCUGCAUGCAACCAAAGAACGCUAACCUCUUCCACAGAAACUCGCCUUGGUCAACAAGCCCGUCUAUGGAAAUACAUGGGGUGCAACUUGCAGCUAAACUAGCCGAAAUCAGAGAAAUCAAAUUAGACAUUGUCUUACUUCAAGUUAUAAAUAAUGUGACUAAUAUGUAUUGUAUUUGAGGACAGUAAAUAUGAACAAUUUAUUAUGAAUAUGCCCAAUUAUAACUCUAAGAAUUGGACUUUUCACCUUCGACUUAUAUAUCUUUAAAAAUAUUAAAAUAUACUACAGAAGAAUGAAGACUGUUUGGAGUGAUUAAUAACAUCGGUUAAGGUUUUGUAUAAUAGUCCUUCAGACUGCUAAAAACGAGGUAUAAAUGGAACGCGCGUUUUGUAACUCCGUCUUGAUAUAUAAAGGAUCUUAUUUUGUAUUCGAAUUCAACACCGCGCGUAAAGCGUGGACGUGACGGUCCGGCCUUCGAUUGACUGACGAUGUUGAGGCAAUAGUCAACACGGUAUAGUAUAGUUUGCAGAAAAUUUGCCCGGUUUAGAAUCACUCAGUUUACAAAAUGAGUGUUUUUAAUUUCAUUGAAAAAAUGUAUUAUCAUCAUGGUCCAUAAACCAGCUGUUACAAUAUUAUUUUGUGUAAAUUCAAGCAUCGAACUCCCUACCUUCUGGUUGCGAGUCCGGGAGAGCACCCUUACACCACAUUAGUGCCACAUAAACUUGCGACACUCAAAAAAGUACUUUUGCGACACUAUGAAAAAAAAGUGUGGGCUAUGUGGCACUCUGAAAAACAUGCGGCACUCUAAUGUGGCACUAUAAUGUAACACUUUGGUUCUGGUGUCGAAAUCUUGCAGUUAUGAAUAAGUUUCGUUCUUAAUUCUAAAGCAACUUCUAAGUAUAGAUGAACAAGAUUAAGCUCAAUUAUCAGUAUUUUUCGCAAUCAGACUGUAAUUCAUAAAAGGAUGGAAAGCACUUUAGUGUGACGGGUUGUGAACCUUCAACUAGUUGGGAAUAUAUUAAUAUCUGCAUAAAAGCUGGAAUAAUUUGCUAGGAGAAUUAUUACACAAUUUAUAGAAUAAUUUAUGGACCAUCAGGGGUCGUUCACAUAUUACUUUAUCAUUCACAUUUUUUGGUGGCAUGGUCCUGUUAUGCCUCGGUGCAGUUUUCUGAGGAUUGGGAUGUCGCAAAGAUUACUCAUACUUCUUACAUAAAACUAGAGCCUUUUGAUAGUCAAACAAGUGACCGAUUCUGUCUUAACUUUUAGAACGUGUGCAGUUUGUUUUUAUACCGAGGUUCUUUAAAUUAAUAUUUCAUGUUCUUCAUCAACGAGCUAUUCAGUUUUAUGUCUACAUCUAUAUUGGUAAAUAUUAUAUAAACAGAUUUUAACGUUUCGGAACAAGUUCAUAUUUUCAGAUGACUCCAAGCUAAUUCUAACAAUCGUUGGGUGAAAUUGUGUCAGCAGAUUAAUUUUUGUGUGCCC
Messenger RNA from Bolinopsis microptera, 2742 nucleotides. RefSeq lists its product as uncharacterized. NCBI's taxonomy places the organism in Eukaryota, Metazoa, Ctenophora, Tentaculata, Lobata, Bolinopsidae. The transcript is spliced from 5 exons. Bases 27 to 1067 code for a protein of 346 amino acids. The record is from RefSeq and is a predicted model, not a curated record.